Molecule: messenger RNA, 1610 nt
Organism: Hibiscus syriacus
Lineage: Eukaryota; Viridiplantae; Streptophyta; Magnoliopsida; Malvales; Malvaceae
Product: probable WRKY transcription factor 31
Exons: 7
Coding region: 15-1487 (490 amino acids)
Biological process (GO): regulation of DNA-templated transcription
Molecular function (GO): sequence-specific DNA binding; DNA-binding transcription factor activity
Source: RefSeq, a predicted model, not a curated record
AACAAGCAGGGUGAAUGGAGCCCUUUUUUCAGGCUGUAAAAAUGGAGCCCGUCGAUCAUAAACGAGUAGUCAACGAGAUGGACUUCUUCGCCGGUGAUAUAUCUUCCAGACAUGUGAAGAUAGAAACUGAACAUCCUGGGUUGCUGAAAGAUCAAGCUGAUGAUGUAAACACUGGUUUAAAUCUCUGGACAACUAAUACUGCACGUGAGAAAUCAUCACGGAAUCUGAAACAGAAACAAAGGGUAAUUCAGUUAGCAGAUGUCCGAGCUGAAUUAGAACGAAUAAACGCAGAGAAUCAAUGGCUGAAACUCACUCUUAACCAGGUGAACAACAACUAUUAUGCUUUACAGAUGCAUCUUGUUUCAUUGAUGCAACGGCAACGAAAUCGGGUAGCUGAAAGUCCAGAAGCUAACAACACUGAGAUGGAUAGAUCAAUGGAAGAUAAAACACGUGGUGAAGGUAUGGUGGAAAGACAAUUUGUGGAUCUGGGUGAAUCCGAAAAGGCUGAAAAAGAUGAGAUUUCGGAAUCCUCGUCGGAGGAAAGAUCGCCGGAGUUAUUAGGUUCGCCUUGGAACACCAUUGUUGAGUCUAUGGAGAGAAGAGAAAAGAACAGUACUACCCCUGAAGGCCUUCCACAACCUCCAGGAUGGUUACCUAACAAAGCUCCCAAGUUGAAUACGUCAGAGGACAAUGAACAAGCACAACAUACCAUGGCCAUGAUUCGAAAAGCUCGCGUCUCGGUUCGAGCUCGAUCUGAAGCAUCAAUGAUUGCUGACGGUUGUCAAUGGAGAAAAUAUGGGCAGAAGAUGGCAAAAGGAAACCCUUGCCCUCGAGCUUACUACCGUUGCACCAUGGCUACCGGUUGUCCGGUACGCAAACAAUUGCAAAGGUGCGCGAAGGAUCAAACCAUCCUUGUCACGACUUAUGAAGGAAACCAUAACCAUCCGCUACCUCCAGCUGCUAUGGCCAUGGCGUCGACAACAGCAGCGGCGGCAUCAACACUACUGUCUGGAUCAAGGCCGAGUGCAGAUGGGAUUAUGAACUCGAGUACCAUCCCAAAAGGAACGAUGCUUCCUUGUUCGCCAAGUUCGGUCACCCUUUCAGCUUCAGCUCCAUUUCCUACUGUCACAUUGGACCUCACUCACAACCCUAAUCAAAGACCAUUGAACCAACUUCACCCCAUUUCUCCACACUGGCCUCACAAUAUAUCCAGUUUGCCGCAUCACCUGCUUGGCCACCCAAUUUACAACCAAUCCAAGCUUUUGGAUACUUUCCUUAGCUCUCAAGGAAACACUGAACUAAUUCCAGGCCAUUUAGGUCAAAACCAAAUGCAGGCACAUCCCGUGGCCGCAGCCAUCACAGCUGAUCCCAACUUCACUGCGGUGCUGGUCGCGGCCAUUACUUCCGUUAUUGGCAAUUCCCAUCGAGACACUAGUGGUAAUAGCAAUAGCACAGCAUCAAGAAACACAGGAGACAACAACACUUGAAUUAUAUUAUCAGUGAAAAACAUUUUGUUUGAAAAUUUUAUGUAUUUCAUUUGCAUGCAGUUUGUAAUUUUUAUUUUUCUCCUUAGAAAGUGGGGUAUAUUUUAGUUAUAAUUUUCUCUUCUA